CACCAGAUAUUCCUCUUCUAGCUUCUGGUCUCUGACUCUCCCUGUCGUAGAAAUUAAAGAUUUGGAAAAUUUGGAACUGCUGGAUCUGAGUCAAAACCAUUUUGAUGGCUCCAUACCCAUACGAGUCUCACCUUCCCUGAGGAAGCUGACAGCUCUGGAUCUAAGUGGUAAUGCAUUUUCUGCAUCAAUGGGAUGGCAAGGGAUUUGCGAAAUGAAGAACUUGCAAGAGCUUGAUCUCAGUCUAAACAAAAUUGUAGGUCCGUUUCCUUUAUGCUUAACUGGCUUAACCGGACUUCGAGUUCUUGAUCUCUCAUCAAACCAAUUGAGUGGGAAACUGCCAUCUACUCUCGGUAACCUUGGAUCCCUCAGGUACUUAUCAUUGUUAGAUAACAACUUUGAAGGCUUAUUUUCCGUUGGAUCGCUUGCCAACCUCUCAGAGCUGAGGGUUUUCAAACUUAAUUCGAAAUCCAAAUCACUUCAAGUAAAGUAUAAAGGUUCUUGGAUUCCAAAAUUCCAACUGAGUGUUAUUGAACUACCAUCUUGCAACUUAGUGAAGAUUCCUUAUUUUAUCUUAUCCCAAAAGGAUUUGAGUCGCAUUGAUCUUUCUGACAAUAAAAUAUCUGGAGCUUUUCCUCAUUGGCUGUUUGUCAACAAUACAAAACUCGAAGUUUUGUUUCUACAAAAUAAUUCGUUUACAAGCUUUCAGCUACAAGAAUCUGCUCACAAUCUGCAUUUCCUAGAUGUGUCAGCCAAUGCCUUCAAUCAAGAUCUUCCUGAAGAUAUUGGGUGGGUACUUCCUCAUUUAACGUAUAUGAAACUAGCUGGUAACGGUUUUCAAGGAGAUCUGCCUUCUUCUCUAGGUAAUAUGGAAAGACUUAAAUAUCUGGACGUAUCUGACAACAACUUUCAUGGAAAGCUUCCAAGAAGUUUACUAAUGGGUUGUUAUUCCAUGAUAAUCUUGAGACUUUCACAUAACAAACUAAGUGGAGAGGUGUUUCCAGAAUCAUUCAACUUAACACUUGUAGAGGAGCUGUCUAUGGAUAACAAUCUAUUUACAGGAAAGAUUGGUGAAGGUUUGCGGAACAUAGAAGUGUUGUAUGAGCUUGACAUUUCAUACAACAGUCUUACGGGUGAAAUUCCAAGUUGGGUUGGUGAAAUUAGAUUGUUAAACGCACUACUACUUUCCAACAACUUAUUGGAAGGUGAAAUACCUAUUUCUUUGUUCAGCAGCAACCGAUCUAAUCUUGAUCUGUUGGACCUUUCCGCAAAUACCUUAUCUGGGAACAUACCUUCUUCUUUGGAAGGUCCAGAAGUAUUACUCCUUCAAGACAAUAAAUUAUCAGGGGUUAUUCCAGAGAUGAGUACUGUCUUUGUACUUGAUCUGAGAAACAACAGAUUAUCUGGAUUAUUGUAUGGAUUGGAUCUCUCAGAAAAUGAGUUGAGUGGUGAUAUCCCAGCAGAGUUUGGAGAUCUUUAUGAACUGCAAGCUCUUAACCUUUCUCACAACAAGUUAUCAGGAUUAAUACCAGAAAGCUUCUCAGGUCUGAAGAAUGUGGAAAGUCUUGAUCUCUCCUUCAACAUGUUACAAGGCCGGAUCCCAUCACAACUAACAGAACUGAACAGCCUAGCUGUUUUCAAUGUCUCCUUCAACAACUUAUUUGGAGUCAUUCCACAAGGAAGACAGUUUAAUACCUUUGAUGCUCAAAGCUACUUAGGUAAUCCUCUUCUUUGUGGGCAAUCAAUCAACACAAGCUGCGACAGCAGUAGCUUUCAAGAAGCUGAUGAGUCUAUAGUGGACAUGGUAUCUUUCUAUUGGAGUUUAGCUGCAGCUUAUGUGACUAUACUUCUUGGAAUAUUCACAUCUCUCUCUUUUGACUCUCCUUGGAGUAGAUAUUGGUUCUACCUCGUUGAUGCUUUUAUCCACAAGGCCAAGAGUUUGUUAUGGUAAAAGGGGUGCCAAAUCCAUUUUUGUGCCCCCUUCUUCUUCUUCUCAAAACUUCCUGCUUUGUAUCACAUGAUCUAUGUACUGCUCCUGAAACUUUGAAUAAAUGUAAUGCCCAAACAUAUAUCUUAAAGCUUGUAUGAUGAUUUGUUCAAUAAAUACUAUAUUAAAAUACAAAAACUUGCAUGAAACGAUGUCAAGUUAGAAAAGAGUGUCAAACAGAAUAUACAUAGUAGAGACUUCCCGUUAAUUGCCAGCUCAAGAACUUCAGUUGUUAUCCUGCUGAAUAAUACUUCAGAAACAAAAACGAAGUAAAUUACCAUCAU
Molecule: messenger RNA, 2268 nt
Organism: Eruca vesicaria subsp. sativa (arugula)
Lineage: Eukaryota; Viridiplantae; Streptophyta; Magnoliopsida; Brassicales; Brassicaceae
Source: the annotation of a GenBank genome assembly